CUAUUUCAGGGAAAAAUUUUAUUUACCCUACAGAUAGCGGUCCUGGUAUGUCAUGUAUCUGUGAUAUGUAUGAAUUGCUGCUGCCUGAUUUGGAAGCUACAUGAAUCUAAACUGAUAAUGCUUUCAAUAUGUCUAAAAUCUUAAAUAUGUUUACAAAUGUGUGAUAAGGCUUACAGUACUCUUCCACCACUGAAAAUAUGUAUGUGAUUUUGAGACCAGGCACAGGAGUGAAGCUGUGUUAAUUAGAGGUGCCUGUUUAACUGAGAGGAGGAGAUAUGGCCAGAAAAUCUGAAACUCAGCGCACUUUCAACAUAGCAGUUGUGGGAUUAUCUGGAACAGAGAAAGAAAAAGGAAGCACUGGAGUGGGUAAAUCCUGCCUUUGUAAUCGCUUCAUUCGAUCAUUGGCUGAUGAUUAUUACACAGACCACAUAUCUGUUUUGAGCCAGACAGAUUUCAGUGGUAGAGUUGUUAACAAUGAUCAUUUUUUGUAUUGGGGGGAAGUUUCAAAACUCUCAGAAGAAGGAGUUGAUUUUAAUUUUCAUGUAAUUGAACAGACCGAAUUCAUUGAUGAUUCCUCAUUCCAACCAUUCAAGAGCGGUAAAACAGAUCCUUAUUACAAGAGAUGUUCUGCAACUAAGUUAACAUCAGCAGAAAAGCUCAUGUAUAUUUGCAAAAAUCAAUUAGGUAUUGAAAAAGAGUAUGAACAAAAACUACUACCGGAUGGGAAAAUAAAUAUAGAUGGUUUUGUUUGUGUGUUUGAUGUCAGUGAAGUUCAAGGAAGAAGUAUAGAGAAACAAGUGGAAUUUACUGCAUUAAUUCUUGAAAAUCUAUUAAAAACCAAGAAGCCAAUAGUUCUUGCAACCACAAAAAAUGAUGAAGCUAAGGAAAUGUAUGUAAAAGAAGCAGAACGCUUAGUAAGUAGGAAGGAAUUUAAAAAUAACAUUCCAAUAGUGGAAACAUCAGCACAUGAGAAUGUGAACGUAGAUUUGACUUUUAUAAUUACGGCACAGAUGAUAGAUCGGACUAAAGGAAAAGCUAAGCUGGUGCCCUUCUUAGAAUCUGCUAGGUCACGGAAAGAAGUCUUAGACUUUUGUACUGAAGCAUACCAAUCACUUAUACGUGCCCAAGUAACUGAUUAUAGAGCAUUGUGGAGUUCAGUAAGUAAAAAAUUUGCUCAGAACCAGGAUUUCAUUCAUUAUUGUGAACUUUUUGGCCAUGAUGCAGCCCAAAAGAUGUUCAGAAGGCAUGUUAAAAAACUGAAAGAAGAAUAUAUAGGUCGAAAAAUGCAAAUGUAUAUUAGGAUAUUACCUGAAGUACUUAGUGAAUUACUACCAGACCUUGCAAGCAUUGGAGAUGGGGAGUGGCAGACUGUCAAAGCUAAACUUCAGCAACAUCCAGAUUUUAAUCAGUAUUUUCUAGAAAGUCCAGAUGAACAACCUUGGCAAGAAACUGAUUUAGUUGAUAGUAAUGAAACACGAAUCCCUCUUGAUAUCCUGGAUUCUUCAGAAGCUGAAGCAUGUUUUGAAGAGCAUAAAGCUGCUUUGCAAGCUGAAGAAAGGAGGAAGGAAAUGCGACAGCAAUUUAAAGAACUUUUAGAAGAAACUGGUUAUGUUACUCCUGGAAAACCAUUAUCUGAAGUUCAAGUUCUAUUCAUGGGACGUGACUGUUAUGAAGCUCUUUCAGAAUCCGAUUUAUUGGAUAUUUAUGAAGAACAUCAAAAGGAGAUAACUGAAAAAGCCAAACAGAAUUUCCAAGAACUUUUACUAGAAAAUGCUGAGAUUUUCUAUCAUUUUACAAGCAUUGGUCCAGGCAGUGUUAUAACUCAGGAAGAUAUUAAUAAAAUUACUGAAAAACUCCAAGAAGACUUAAGGUAUAAAACGUUAGACAGAUUAGAUCAAGAUCGUAUGCUGAUGUUACUUCGCCAUCUAGGUUUUGUUCAUGGACCAAUUCGAGAACAUUGUCCUGCAUCUCUAAAAUGUAUGGAUACAUUAGUUGAAAAGGCUAUUGCUCAGAAAGCUCACAGACCAUCCUCAUGGCAGAGAAAUAGUCAUUGGCUUUUAGAGACGGAAAACAAUCAACUAAAUCUUGUAUUAUUAGGCUCUGGUGGUUUAGCAGAUGAGCUUGCUAAUGUUAUUAAGGCACAAUGUACAGAUGAUAUGUUUGAAGUUGAUAAAAUUCAGUAUGCACUUGAUCUAAGAAUCAUUGAAGGUGAUGUUGGUUUACCUCAAAAUUCCUUUAGAACAUCGGACUUUCUUCCUCAUGCUACUACAACAGGUUGUUUUUGUGUGUAUUCAAAUCAUCAAACACUGGAAUACAUUAGAGAGAGUCUUGAAAAAACUUUGUUGUCAAACUUGGAGCAGGAAGAUAGGUUGCCUUUCCAUGGUCUUCCUAUUGUAAUUUUAUUUGCAGCAGAUAAUAGUAUAAAUGAAAAAGAUCUGAUAUUUCUGAGAGAAGAAGGCCAAAAUAGAGCAAAAAGUUUGCAGUGCCCUUUCUUAGAUGUGAGCUCUCCAGAUGAUUCAUCUGGUCAGCGUUUUGAUGUUGCUAGUCUUGUGCAAGCAUUGCAGUCUUUAAUUGAAAGUAUACAAAGGAGAGCUGGGUUACUGCAGAUAUAUCACACAUUGCCUGAGCAAGCAAUCAAUCCUGAUAUCAGAAUCAUCAUGUGUAUGCUUUGCGGUGAUCCAUAUUCUGUUGAACAUGUGCUUGGGCCAUUACUGAGUCAUCAGUGCUGUUUCGUUACAACACCCCAUACAAUUACUUUAGAAACUUAUCUUGGAGAUUCAAAGAGGAGUGUAGAAGUUAGAGUCACUUCCUAUCAUGGUGCCAAUUCCUAUAGAGAUGAGCUUGUGCAUGGCUUUAUUUUGGUUUUUUCCACAAAGCGAAAAGCCUCUCUGGCUACGCUUAGUGCUUUCUCCAUGAAUAUUCCGAACAUUCCUGUACAGAUUUUGGCUGUUACAGAAACUGGGAGUGCAAAUGCAUUUUUUUCCAGUGAUUUAUCUCAUCAACUAAUUACCGAAGGCAAUGCUGUUGCUGAUAAGUUACAAGCUCAUUUUAUGACCUCUAGCUCAACUAGCCAACAAAAAACUGCAUUCUAUACUCCUUUUUUUAAAGAAGUUUGGGAAAGAAAACCUCAGAUUGAAAAGGCAUUCACCCUGGAAGAUUCAGAUUAUUCUAUUGGUAGUCGUACACCAGUACCACCUCCUGUGCCUUCAAGACAGGAGUCGUAUCAUAUACGCAGUGGAUCAUUAGAAGAUGGUGGAGACUCUGAAGGCCUUUAUGAACAGCUUCCUGUAGAAAGUGGCCAUGGACCAGAUGAUGGUUCAAUUUCACCUACAGGGUUUAUUGAUGGGCCGCCUUUGAGUCCUAGUGAUGAUAGUGAUUUGUAUGCUAGUGUAUUCAAUCAAGAAAAUGGUGAACAUUUAGUCAAACCAAGUCAGAUUAAAAAUAGAAGAAGCCUUCAAGCAGAAUUAUAUCGGCAAUCAUUCCCGAGUACAGAGUCUUUGGAUCGUUCUGUGUCUAUGAAAACUCGUGACAACAAUGCUCCACCUCCGCCGUUGCCCCCCUCUCGUCAUGACAGAGACCCACAUUCUGGCAUAGAUCUCGCUUAUCCUGCUCCUACUCUUGGCACGUUUACUGGCAAUGCAUCACCACCUCCCACUUAUCAUAGUCAGGUGCACUAUUCUCCACGCCUUCCACCGCACCCAUCAUUACCCUUACCCGCAUCAUUAUAUGCAACUGGUCGGCGCAGACCAACUGCUCCUGAGCGUGCUUUGCCUUUCCCUCCAUAUGAACUUAAAAAAUCCAACAGUCUGAAAUCCUGUGGUAUGGGAAUGCCAUCUACACCAUCAGCUCCAAGUCUUAGCCAUCCGAGCUCUGGGCAAGGUUCAAGAAUUCCAGAUGACUUAGAUGCCUCAGACAGCAUAACUGAUGAUGAUGACACGAUUUCAUCUGGGCUUAGUGGGUAUGGGGCCUAUCCGCCGCCGCCUGAACCUGCACCUCCAGACUUACCCCCUUCGCGAAUGAAGAAGGGAUCUUUAACUGCUGGUCACCACACUUCUCGUACAAGCUUGGAUGAGGUGUCAUCUAUUUACCUCUUGGCUGGAAAUACAGGUUACUCUGUGGAAACAGAGGAAGGGGGAUCUCAGGAAUCACUUAAUCGAGAAACAGGUUGGGUAGAAAAUAGAUUUUAUGGACGAGAAAUCAGAAGUCGUGAUGAUUGGCCAGAGAAUGAAAUGUAUCAUACAUACCAUGCAGAUAGACAAAAGGUGCCUCCUCCUACUAAACCCAAGCCUGGGAAACCCAAACCGAAGAAAAUAGAUCUCAAGCAAUAUGGUCAUUUGACUGAUGCUAUAGGAAGAAUAAAUUUAACCUCUCAUAAACCUGGAGCUACUUUGCCAAAAGUUGGUUUGGUGCAUGCUCCGUUGGCAACUCCUGAGAGUAUGGAUCUUGGCAAUGAAUAUGCUCAAGUGAAGGAUGCUAUUCACUUAUUUUCAGCUGAUCGGAAUGAGUAUGAAUAUGCAGUUGUUCAUAAUGCACUGCCAGACAGUAAACCUCAUCGAAUAAGAUCUUUAACAAGGAGGCAUGGGAACAGAGAUACCUUUGACCGUGGCUCUGAUUCUGAAAGUGAAUGGAGUUCACUGGAGCGCAGACAAAGGGAAGUUUAUACUAAGGCAAAUCGUAAACCCACCCCACACAAGAAAACUCGUAAAAAGCGUGGGAUACCUGUAGCUCCUCCCCGGAUCCCUUCAUUUGAGGGUCCACCACCUCCACUCCCACCAUUUCCUGGGGGUCAGAGGAUUGUGACUGCUCAAUCUCUUGAUCCACUCGACAAAGUUCGUGGAAGUGGAAACAAUUCUCCCUCUGAGGGCAGCGAUUUAUCUGAAGAUGAUGAUUCUCGAUAUAAAACUACUCAUCGUCAGAAAUACAAAUACAAGCGCUCCUUUCGCUUGAGACGUAGAAAACAAGGUCAGCAACAGCAACAACUGCCACAACAAAUGGAAAAGGCACAACCUCAUCCUCCUCCUUUAGGAGAUUCACUUCAAUAUAGUGCCCUAACUUCUGAUAGUGAUCUCUUCUCUCCUUCAUCAAAGUUAAAGUUAGAGCAAUCUCUCACUUCAAUACCACCUCAAGAAGAAGAUUCUAGUUUCGAAGUUGCCUCUCCAAGAGAUGGUUCUACUACUACUAUAAGGGGAAAAGUUGAAAAUGAUAAAACUACUAAGAAAAAGGAGGAAAGGAAAAAAAGUCGAGAAGAUGAAAAACAGGAGAAACGCAGACUGAAAGAGGAGGAAAGGCAAAAGAGGUUAACUGAAAAAAAGAAAAAGAAAGCAGCUCAAGGAAAGACUGGAACUAUAACACAACAAAUACAAGGCAUUGAAGACUUUAUGCAGUCUGAAGACAAUCCUACACCCUUAUUUGUUGAAAAAUGCAUUAAAUUUAUUGAAGAAGAAGGUUUAGAUUCUGAAGGAAUUUAUCGUGUGCCGGGAAACAGAGCUCAUGUUGAUCUUCUCUUUCAAAAAUUUGAUGAAGAUCCUUCUAUUUCCAUAAGAGAGCUUGAUAUUCCAGUGAAUGCUGUAGCUACAGCCUUAAAAGACUUCUUUUCUAAGAGGCUGCCCCCACUUAUUCCACCAUGCUUAAUGAACGAACUGACAGAAAUUUCUGGUGCAUCGUUUUCUUCUUCAGGAAUACAAGAUAAAAGUUGUCGACUGUUCACUUUGCGGGAUCUUCUGAAAAAACUCCCAUCUUGUAAUUUUGAAGUCUUAAAAUUUGUUUUCCAGCAUUUUGUAAAGGUUGCUGAUAAUUGCCGGUUAAACAGCAUGGACAGUAAAAAUUUAGCCAUUUGUUGGUGGCCAACUCUCCUUCCUUUAGAGUUCAGUGAUAUGAUGAUGUUUGAAAGAAUGAGGCCCCAUUUAGAAGACUCUGUGCAGACUAUGAUUGAUCAGUUUCGUUUUCUUUUUUGUGGUGAAGAAGAAGUUGUAAUGGUGUGAUUAGACAUUAAUGCUAAAUGAAUUUUUGUUUUUGUUUUUCCCCCUUUGUGGCAUAUCAGUCACAAAAUGAGACUCAAGAUCUGUCAAAGAAAGAGUUGCUGCUGUGCCAGCAGAAUACUCAGUUAUGAUGCUGUAGGUUUCUGGUGCAAAACCUGCCAAGUAAAUUUUCAUUGGCUGUUGCUAUAGAACGUAUAAACCAGCAAAUAUUGUAUGCCUAUUUACUUGUACACAAAGCCCAUAGUCCUUUCAUCUCAGUGAAGAAGCCAUAUCAGUGGUUUAAUCAUUUUAUGUGCUCUAAUAUGACAUUAUGAAAGCUCACCAAAUAUAAUUUAAUCAUUGCCUCCUGAUAGACCAUUUACUCAUGUAUGUAGAUGACUCAGUAUCUAGUAUACUCUAGUGUUGCAUAACAAGUGUGAAUGUGUCAUUAAGAAGUUUAAAACAAAAAGAAGGUUAUGUUUUGUCAUGUCUUCAGAUCACAAUAUUUUUAUUUACAUUUAAUACAGUGCCAUUGGACAUUUUACAAUGUGAGUUACAUAUGAGAAAGUAAGACUGUCUUUUGAUAUCGUGUUGGUAUGAUCUGCAUUGUAAUGAUAUCUUGCAUAGUUUGCUGUAUCAAAACAAAUCUGUUUGUAAAAAAACAAAAAAAAAGCAAAAAAAAAUUGUCAGAUUAGCUCAUUACUGAAUACGGUCUUUGUUAUUCUAUGGUAUGCAAGCACAGUCAUCAGUCCGAGUUCCUUAAAGCAGUUAAUGCACCAGCAAAAUUUUGUUCAGAUAUAGUCAUAAUUUUCUCUCCAAGUUGAUCUGUAUGUAUGACAGAAUGCUAUCAUAUGAUGUAAGUGGAGUGCAUUUCUGUACAUUUAAUUGAGUUAUGUAAAUUUCUUUUUGUACAAAGAUUAUGAAAGAAACUGCACUAUCCAUUUUACAGCUUCCUAUUUUGUUUUUGUGUAUGUGAAAAUGUCCUUAAAAACAAUAUAUGUGGUCAGUUAAUUAGGGUAUCUUAUUGUACAGAAUGGCUGCUGUUUGAUGAUGUGUACAGAAGAGUCAAUGUAAGAAUUUUUGAUACCCUUAGUUCCUUGUAUUAAGCACAACUUAUUUCUUUUAGGACCAAAAUUUUUGCUAUAAAAUGUAUGAAUUUUUUAAUGGUAACAUAAUGACAUGAAGUUAAAUACCAGAUUACUAAAAUAAAUUGAGAAGGAAGGGUAUCGUGUUUGAAACAUUCGCUAGUCAGAUUUAUUUAAACUUACGAAUCUCGCAUGUCAAGAGUUCUGUAAUAUAAAAGAGGCUUUUGAAUUAUGUCAGAUAAAUAUAGCUGAGGAUUUCACAUUCAUGUUUAAGUUAUUAAAUAAUGAAUUUUUAAUAAACACUUAUUGCCUAUGUUACUAAAAUUUUGGUGACUUAGCAGAAAUGGUGCAACCACUGCUUGAAAGAAUGAAUUUUCUUUAUACAAAGUAAAUUUACUUUGUCAGUCGUGUUGUUUUUUAAAAAGUUUUGUAUUUUUUGUAUUUGUUGUACUAAUAUUAAAAACAAUCUUUUUAAAGUAUCAGGCGAAAUAUACCUCAGUUUGUGAUAAGACUUUUAAUAAUUUAAAUGAAAGUGUGCUUAUAUGACAAAAAAGGAAAAUAUCUAUAUCUCAAGUUAUAUUGCCUUCAUAUAAAAGUAUCUCAUUAUUAUGACAGAGCUUUAGUGAAUAUUUCAGUGUAUUAAAAGUUCAUUUUAAAACUGCAGUUGAUCUGAAUUGAUCAGUUUGACUUUGACUGAGAUAUAAUACUUUGAGACCCAGCUUGUAUUUAAAACAUUUUAAAUAGACAGGAUGAAAGAGACAUGAUCACUCAGCAUUCCUCAUAUGGAUGUCAGAAUUAGUCUUACGUAUCAAAUUCUAAUGACAUAAAACUGCAAUGGAAGAUCAAAUCUAGUCAUUCAUAAUGUUAUGGAAAAUGUUCAUAGUAAAUUUAUGUUACCUGUGAAAUAUGAUUUGCAUAAUAGGAAUAGCACCAAUAUCUGAAAAUAAAUUUUUUACUUUACUUGCU
Stegodyphus dumicola is the source of this 8008-nucleotide messenger RNA. It is a transcript of the gene RhoGAPp190, whose product is annotated as Rho GTPase-activating protein 190. Gene Ontology annotation, biological process: Rho protein signal transduction; regulation of cell size; regulation of axonogenesis. The record is from RefSeq and is a predicted model, not a curated record. Gene Ontology annotation, molecular function: GTPase activator activity. NCBI's taxonomy places the organism in Eukaryota, Metazoa, Arthropoda, Arachnida, Araneae, Eresidae. Gene Ontology annotation, cellular component: cytosol.